Messenger RNA from Dama dama (fallow deer), 5836 nucleotides. It is a transcript of the gene TMEM38B, whose product is annotated as transmembrane protein 38B. Gene Ontology annotation, molecular function: identical protein binding; potassium channel activity. Gene Ontology annotation, biological process: potassium ion transmembrane transport. The record is from RefSeq and is a predicted model, not a curated record. Gene Ontology annotation, cellular component: membrane. NCBI's taxonomy places the organism in Eukaryota, Metazoa, Chordata, Mammalia, Artiodactyla, Cervidae. The transcript has 6 exons. Bases 87 to 962 code for a protein of 291 amino acids.
CGCGGCCGUCCCCUCCCCCACCCCUCGCCGCGCACGCCGGGAACCCGUCUCCGCGGCUGCUUCGGCUGCGGCGGUCGGUAGUCGCGAUGGACUCUCCGUGGAAUGAGCUGACCCUUGCCUUUUCUCGCACUUCCAUGUUCCCCUUUUUUGACAUCGCCCACUACCUGGUGUCGGUGAUGGCGUUGAAGCAUCAGCCGGGAGCAGCAGAGCUGGCAUGGAAGAAUCCUCUGUCAAGCUGGUUUACUGCUAUGCUCCACUGCUUUGGUGGAGGAAUUUUAUCCUGUGUACUGCUUGCAGAGCCUCCACUUAGGUUUCUUGCAAACAGCACUAAUAUAUUACUGGCAUCUUCAAUCUGGUAUAUUGCAUUUUUUUGCCCAUGUGACCUAGUUUCCCAGGGAUAUUCAUUCCUACCUGUUCAACUGUUGGCUGCGGGAAUGAAGGAAGUGACCAGAACUUGGAAAAUAGUAGGUGGAGUCACACAUGCUAAUAGCUAUUACAAAAAUGGCUGGAUAGUCAUGAUAGCUAUUGGAUGGGCCCGAGGUGCAGGUGGUAGCAUUAUCACCAAUUUUGAGCAGUUGUUAAAAGGAUGUUGGAAACCAGAAGCAGAGGAAUGGCUGAAGAUGUCCUACACUGCCAAGGUAACCCUGCUGGGAUCAGUUAUCUUCACAUUCCAGCAAACCAAGCAUUUGGCAAUAUCAAGGCAUAAUCUUAUGUUCUUCUUUACUGUGUUUCUUGUGGCCACGAAGAUAACCAUGAUGAUUACAGAGACUGCUCUUAUGCCUUUUGCUUGUUUUGAAGAUACAUUGAGUCGGAUGCUGUUUGGCUGGCAGCAGCAGUUUUUACCCUGUGAAAAGAAAAGUGAAACAAAAGCAUCUUUCAAUGGUACUGGUUCAUCUACCUCAAAACCUGUAGCUAAUGCUUCAGAGAAAGUUAAAAAGAAACAUAGUAAGAAGACUGAGUAAAUUCACUUGAUGAGCUUUAGAAAGCAAAAAAUUUUCUUAUCUACCUGUCAGAUUGUGAUAAAUAUUUCUUGUAAAUGAUGUAAAUAAAGAUUAUAUAUAAGGAUUGGAGGUGACAAAAAGAAAGAACUUCUUUCUGUUUCAGGGAGACUGUCCCUUUCUGGAUUGUAAUUUUCUGAGUGUUAUGAGUAUAUCAUGUGAAAUUGUUUUUCUAAGUUACAUAUAAAAGAUUCUAUUGUGAUUUUUAAAAGUUUUAUAUGGAUAAAAGAAGACUGAAUUUUUAAAAAAUGUUAGAAAAAGUAAACCUACUGUCAUUGCAAAAUAACAAAAAUUAAAGUCUUAUUGUUUAAUCUAGAUAUUUUCAUAAAUUUUUAUUUGAAUCUAUUUGAGUUUUAGUUUAGCAAAAUUAAACUUUUACUUUCACAUUACCAUUAUAAUUCGUAGAUAUGAAAAACAGUUCUUGUUUAAUUUUGAGUACUGGGAAGAGUAAACUUUACCUAAAUCACUUUAUAUUAUGAAUGAAAAUAAAUUACUAGCUUAUAUCUCAGAAAUGAACAUUGUAUUUUUUGCCCACAUUAAAUGGAAAUAUCUGAAAUUUAAUUGUUUUCUACUAGCAUUUUUCAGUGAGAAUAGAAUAUUAUUAGUCAUAAUCUUAAGUGUGUUUCAUGCCCUUGUUUGUACUAUUUCUUUUUUCUCAAAAGAAAAUCAGGGGCAUAAUUUUUAAUAAGUUACUAAGUCCAUGUUUUGCUUUGUAAGUUUUGAGGAGCUUAUUUUUUUUCUCUCUCCUUAAAACACAUUAGUUUUAACUGUGGGAGAAAUUCUUCACAGCAUUUUGUAUAUUCUUAAGGAUUAUUUAAAUUUAAAAAAUUUACCUUAAUGUUUACUUUCUUAUGAGUACUUCUCAGUUUUCUAAUUGAAUGUCUCUUACUAGUUUUACAUAUGUUUGUUAUGUUUUAAUGUACAUGUACAUAUAUUACUAAUUUUAUUUUACAUUAAAACUAGUUACCCUUAUGUGUAAAUACUCAGCUCUAAUGAGAAUUGACCUCAGGCAUCUGACAGCAUCCAGCUAACUAAGAAGAAACAAACUAAAAUCUUGUAUGGUAGUAGUCUACUUGAGUAAAGAAUGAUGACGUUACAUUUUGUACCUAUUGGCAAAAAUAAUUACAAUAAUAAUAAGUAGAAAAGUUAUUAAAUAAUGUUAAACUUUAUUUUAUAGUUUAAAAGUCCAGUUAUAAUUUUAAAAACUUUGUGACUGACAUGAGUUCUUCUGCUAAGACCAUGAGCCUGCAUAGAGUUAGUAUGUAUCAAGCAUUUUAGGAUGACAUAGAAAUAUUCAAAUCAUACUCAAUUUGGAAGUCUUGGUUUUUAAAAUUUUUAAAAAUAUAUAUAUAAACACUAGCAGGUACUAUACUUGCUAAGAAAGUUUGUUUUGAGGGGGAGGACCUUUGAUAACUUUGGAAUGAUAAGAAGUUAAUUUUUUAAUAGUAAGUUAAUUUUUUAAUAUUCUGAAAAGUCAUUAAAUAUUUAAGGGUUCUGUAUUAUAUUUGAUACUUUUAUAGUUAACUUUUCAGAAUUAAAAUGUUGCUAAUUACUGGCUUAGUUUUGAAGUUUGGGUUUCACUGUAAUUGAAAUGGCAGGAAUCUUACACUUGUAUUAAAGAUAAACUUAUUGCAAUAAAUUAUUAUUUUUAUGUUUUUUUCUAUUUUUCUUGAUAUAGGAGUUUAUAGCUCCUGUGGCCUUUUGGUUGAUUUGAUAUAUAUCCAAAUAUUACUGUCUGCAUGAGAUAUACAGACUUUAUUAAUCUUUUCAAGUAUCCAUAACCUUUAAUUCAAGAUUUUUAAGAGCUCUACUGGAGGACAUGGCUUAGGCCUGAAACCUCCCACUAUUCAUGCUGCCUGCAGAGACUUGACUGGAUUUGCAAAGCAGAUUGUUACAUUCCUUACCCAACAUGUAAUAUGAAUGAAGCCUGUGGGCCUGCUUCACACAGACAGACAGGUAGCACUGAGAAAAUUAAGGUCUGGUAGGUUUUCUUAAAUAAGAGGAGACGAGAAACUGGCAAGAACACGGGCUGGCUUAACUCAGUGAUCUCACCCUCUAGUAAAAUAAGGCCAAAUUAAUAUCAAACUCUGAUUUAUCAGAUUAGUCACUCUUCCUUGAUGAGGGUGUAAUGGCUGGAGAGGGACUCCACAGAUAAGGUGGAGUGAAUGGACUUCAGGGAAAUUCCAGCUUUCCUGUAGGCAGAAAGCAAAAUAUGGAGAGAAGAGGAGAGACUUUCCCUCUUUGGUGUUUUUUUUUUUUUUGGUCUAUUCCUUUAAGGCGUACAUUAUUCUGUUAAAAUCUACCACAGAUCACAAGUUGAUCACAAAUGAGUGAUACAUUAGAGGUGGAAUAAUAUGUUCAAGAAUAUCAUCUCUCCCCCUACUGCUUUCUUGUUUACGUUUUACUGGUGGUGAGACAUGGAAUAAGCAAACAGAUAUGUUCCUGUGGUAAUACUAAAGGUUAUGAAUAUAUAUUAAGCAGGACCCAAGGACAGAAAGUGAGAGAGCUGGGGGUACUGGUUAAGUAGGAGUUAGAAAGGCCUUUCUGUUAAAAUUGUAUUUCACUGGAGAGGAAGUGGGGGAAUAAGUCAGGCAGACAUCUGUGUUAAGUGCAAGGUCAUUCUUCACUUAGUUGAGUUAGAUUAUGUAUUUUUCCCCAAAAUUAUUGAAUUUAUUUUUCUUAUUUAGUACAAUUGCACACUUGUUUUUAACAGACAUAUUUCUUUGAUAGAAUUUUUCUUGUUUUUACAGUUUGUUCUUUUUUAAGUUAAAAUUCACAUACAGUGAAAGCACAUAUUUAAAGAGUUGGCAAAUGCAUACAAUUGGUACAGUCUAAACUCCUAUCAUUACCAAUUCCUCAGGAAGUUUAUUUCUAGUUAAGCCCCGUCCCCACAACUGAAUAGAAAUAAAAUCAUGCAGUAUAUUCUCUUUGGCUUAAGACAUCUUUCAAACAGCAUAAUGUUUUUGAAACUCAUUAAUCUUGUUGCAUUUAUCAGUAGUUCAUUCCUCUUUAAUUAUUUAUAGCAUUGUACUAUAUGACUGUGUCACAGUUUGUUUAUCCUAUUGAUGCCCAUCAAGGCUGUUUCUAGUUUGGGAUGUUCUGAAUAAGCUACUGUGAACGUUUUUUUGUACAAAUCUUUUGGGGACCAUGUGUUUUUAUUUUUGUUGAACAAAUACCUUGGAGUAGAAUUAUGUUUUGUUAAAAAAAAAGGCAACUGCUAGACGUCUUUUCCAAAGUAGUUGUACCAUUUUACACUUCACAACAACGUAUGAGAGUUCCACAGUCUUACACAGGAUUAGUGUUGUCCAGCAUUUUAAUUUUGUUCAUUUCUAAUGAGUGGUUUAUAGGUUGUAUGGUUUUAAUUUUCAUUUCCUUAAUGAUUAAUGAGAUGUAGAACACUUUUUUGUGUGUACUUAUUGGCCGUUUGUAUAUCUUGCUCUGUAAAGUGUUUCUUUGGAUGUUUUUCCCAUAUUUUAUUGGAUUUAUCUUUUUAUUAUUAAGUUCUUCAUGUAUCUUGGAUAUCCAUUCUUUGUUAAGUAGGUGUUUGGUACAUAUUUUUGUGGGGGCUAUGGACUACCUAUAUAAUGAUGUCAUUUUUAUAAUGAUGUCAUUUAAUGGGCACACAUUUUAAAUUUCAAAAAACUAAUUUCCCAGAAUUCUGUUCUACAGUUAUUGUUUUCUAUGUCUUAGAAACUUUUGCCUACCUCUAAGUUACAAGUAUGGGCUUCCCAGGUGGCACUAGUGGUAAAGAUUCUGCCAGCCAAUACAGGAGAUGCAAGAAAUGCAGGUUCCAUCCCUGGGUCGGGAAGAUCCCCUGGAGUAGGAAAUGGCACCUCACUCCAGUAUUCUUGUCUAGAAAAUUCCCUGGCAGAGGAGCCUCACAGGCUACAGUCCAAGGGACUUCAAAGAGUUGGAUGCAACUGAACACACAAGUCAAAUACAUUUGCCCAUCUGAGGAUCCCCAGAUAAAGGAGUGCCUUGCUUUUAUUCUGAAAAGCACUUAAAAGAGGAAUGCUUUAUGCUAUUAUGUAAUGAUUCUAUUAUUUGGGCCUAAUUUUUGGUUCUUCUCAAAAAUCACUGUACGUGCUAUAUAUGCAGUCACUUUUUCUGUAGGAAUUUAUAGCGUGUAAAUUCCUAUAAUGUAUUCUUUAAAUACAUUAUAGGAAUUCAAGACUAUUUGUGUUGUGCUUAGUCGCUCAGUCAUGUCCAACUCUUUGCGACCCCAUGGACUGCAGCCUGUCAGGCUCCUUUGUCCGUGAGGAUUCUCUAGGCAAGAAUACUGAAGUGGGUUGCCAUGCCUACCUCGAGGGGAUCUUCCCAGCUCAGGGAUUGAACCCAGGUCUCCCGCAUUGCAGGCAGAUUCUUUACCAACUGAGCUACCAGGGUAUGUCUAUUUAGUUUGUUUGUAGGCUUGUCCUUGGUUUAUCACAACUUUGGUAUUUACAAGAGAUGGUGAAUAAGAAUCUGACAAUAAAAAUCCUCUAAACUCAGUCUGGGUAUGGGAUUAGUUGGGAAGUUAGUGAUCCAUAUUGAAAUGUACAAUCCAGAUGCGUCUAGUUUGAAAAUCAGCACAGCUUUGUUUACAUGGCUGUCUAUUAAUCCAUGACAAUACAAAGUUACAUGGCACUCUGAAUUGAAGUUGAAAACUGUCAUUUUUUUUUUUACUACAUUUAAUAAAGAGAAUUAAGAUUUAAUUGGGAUAAAAAUAAGCAGUUCAUAUGGUGGGAUUGUGGUUUGGUGUGGGGAGAAGAGGGGACUCUCCUGCUGUAUAAAGUAACUUAAGAUGUAUUUUCACCCCUAUAGAAUGUAUUAGUAAAGAGAAUAAAGUUGAUAAUGAA